Molecule: messenger RNA, 1169 nt
Organism: Prorocentrum cordatum
Lineage: Eukaryota; Dinophyceae; Prorocentrales; Prorocentraceae
Source: the annotation of a GenBank genome assembly
GGCAACCGGCUCGCGGCGGACUGGGUGCCCCUGCGCAUGUUCGCCGCGCAGCGUUGCCUGACGGAGCGCCACUGCACUCCUUCAGAUAGGAGGCGCGAAGUGGGCCGAGGAAAAGCGAAGCACCUCGCGCCAGAAGCACUGGCGACGGCAGCCCGCGCCCACGCUGACGGCGGCGGCGCAGCGGCCUGGGCGGCCAACGGGAAGCAUCCCAACGUCGUGCGGGACGCCAUUCACAUCGCGCAGAUGGCAGUCGCCAGCGUCGUCGGCACCAGUAGACAUCGGCGCCUCUGCCGCCGCGAGGGCGUCGCCUACAUGGCGCUCUGUCCCAUGAUCUUCGCCGCUCCUAACAUGGCCUACACGAAGCAGCCGCUGUUCAUCAGGGUGGACAGGCAGGCAUUCCGCCCAGACAACGGCGUUCGUGGGACAGGUGUGCCGGCGGGCGCAGCGGCGUCGAGCGCCAGGGGCGCCUUUUGGGCCGCGCAAGCUUUCCGCGGCAAGAUGGCGGCGCACGGUCGGGCAUCGCUCCGUCCGCACAUCCUGGCGUGGUCGUGCGCCCUCUCCACGUGCCAGCUUGCGCGCGCGCUGCGACGUCGUCUUGCUGCGCCCCGAGAGCGCCUGGGCAAGCGGGUGUGGACGUGCGCCAUGGCCAUGGAGAGCGCCUGCCAGAGCUCCGCGCAGGGUCUGCCGAGGCGUUUCGGGAAUGUCGACUGCCGCGUAGAACUUCUACGGUUCUCCGCCAUCGCGCGGGACCUGUCGCGCUUCGACGGGGACCGGGAAACCUUCCUGGAGACUGUGGACCAGGAGCCCUGGCGCGGGCCCGACCUGCCGCUGCGGGUCGCCACAGGCCGCGAGUUGACGUUGGAGACGGCGCCGCCGCGGCCGUCCUCCUCUGGGAUGGCCAUCGACGCUUUCGCCGUCGGGAAAUGCCCCGCGCGCUGGCGGAGCGGCCUCGUGUUUCAAGACACCUACCUGCGCGCUGGAACUAGCAGCCCGCGGGGCUGCCCCAACCGUCUGCUCGGGCGCGCCGACGGCCAGGGCAGCCUGGAGUCGGGCCGUUCGAUGCACUUCCAUCUCCAGUCGCCAGCGCACAUCGCCAACAGCGCCGGCACCGCGGCCGGGCGCUUCAACCUGGGCGCAAAGGACCUCCGCCGGGCAAGCGACCUCGCGGC